Messenger RNA from Felis catus (domestic cat), 997 nucleotides. RefSeq names its product trafficking protein particle complex subunit 6A (gene TRAPPC6A). The record is from RefSeq and is a predicted model, not a curated record. Gene Ontology annotation, biological process: regulation of GTPase activity; endoplasmic reticulum to Golgi vesicle-mediated transport. Bases 324 to 710 code for a protein of 128 amino acids. NCBI's taxonomy places the organism in Eukaryota, Metazoa, Chordata, Mammalia, Carnivora, Felidae. Gene Ontology annotation, cellular component: TRAPP complex; cis-Golgi network; trans-Golgi network. The transcript has 6 exons.
AAAAAAGGAAUGAUAAACCCCUAAUCCCUGACGAGCUCUUGGGAGGACCGAGGGAGGCAGGUAUGAUAGGCGAGGCUUCUGUCUCUUCCUCCUCCGCCCUCUCUUCUCUGCCACCUGCUCAUCCUCGGCCCUGCCCUCCCAUCGCCCGUCUCCCCUCCCUUUUCUGUUGUUCCUGGACCCACCACCCAGCCUUUCCAGUUCAGCAGAUGCGUAAUCGGCCCCUAGCGAGGGCUGACUACGGUGGUGCCAGCAGUAACGACGGCUGGGGCUGGGGCUGAGCCGCUGGAGACUGCCGGCCACAUCGCUGUCGUGAGGGACAGAAGAUGAGCCUGUCUGUCCUGGAGGGCAUGGGCUUCCGUGUGGGCCAGGCCCUGGGCGAGAGGCUGCCCCAGGAGACGCUGGCCUUCAGGGAGGAGCUGGACGUCCUCAAGUUCCUAUGCAAAGACCUGUGGGUGGCCGUGUUCCACAAGCAGAUGGACAGCCUCCGCACCAACCACCAGGGGACCUACGUGCUGCAGGACAACAGCUUCCCCCUCCUCAUCCGGAUGGCCUCCGGCCCGCAGUAUCUGGAGGAAGCACCCAAGUUCCUGGCCUUCACCUGCGGCCUCCUGCGAGGCACCCUCAGCACCCUGGGCAUCAAGAGCCUGGUCACCGCCUCCGUGGCAUCCCUGCCCACCUGUAAGUUCCAGGUGGUGAUUCAGAAAACCUGAGAAGCCCCGGGCCCGCACCCCAGCUGAGCCUCACCGCCGCCCCGGCCCGGGGGGGCCUCGGACCACUGCCUUUGGGGGUGGCCAGAGGACUGGUGUUGGGCACCCCAGACUCUAUGGGUGAUGAACAGGUGGGGGGCGGGGGUCCAGCCGCUUCAGGGAGUCCCAUGUGCUCAGGUGGGUGUCCUAGGGAGGUAAGGGCAUCCCAGGUUGGGGCUGGUGUGAAGGGUUCCCUGCACGGGACUCCUCCUUCUGCGCGGCAGGUGCCCAAUAAAGGUUUUGCGUGUGGA